Molecule: messenger RNA, 899 nt
Organism: Pocillopora damicornis (cauliflower coral)
Lineage: Eukaryota; Metazoa; Cnidaria; Anthozoa; Scleractinia; Pocilloporidae
Product: EKC/KEOPS complex subunit TPRKB
Biological process (GO): tRNA threonylcarbamoyladenosine modification
Cellular component (GO): EKC/KEOPS complex; nucleus; cytosol
Source: RefSeq, a predicted model, not a curated record
UGAUUUCAAGAUGGCGGAAGAGUUUAUCGUCCAAUACAGCGUGCAAAGUAACCCGAGUUAUACUACGAAUAUGGCUCUAUUUACGGAUGUGACAAACAGUAGCGAGCUUAGGCAACUGAUCAUCCAAGGAAAAAUAGAAGCUGCCCUUUUAAAUGCAUCUAUGAUCAUAGACCCAUUUCAUGUGGCAAUAGCAGGACACAAAGCUCUGCAACUGUUUCAACAAGGAAAGAUGAAGACCAAGACACUUCACUCAGAGAUUGUUUUUAAUUUGUCCCCCUCCACAAAUAUAAAUGAAUCUUUCAAGAAAUUUGGAAUACUGGACAGUACAACAAGUGUGUUAGUUGUCAUUGUGACUCAAGAAAAUGCCAACAAAAAGAUUUCAGAAAUCAGUAAAUUUAUAAAUGGAGAACAAGUUUCUAUAACUGCAUUGAGCACAAUUUCUGACCAAGAAAAAAUAAAGAAGAUUUACGGUAUUUCAGACGAGGAACUUCAAUGCAGUUCGCUGCAAGACGGCGUAAUCACACGAGUAGCAACCAAAGAUGCUGCGUAAUAUUAAUGAACUAUUAUUAGAAGGACUAAAUAGAAAGAAAUCAAUCUUUUACCCAAUAACAUUUAUUUAACAAAUAGCAAAGCCUCGGCUGUGCUCUGUUCUGUCGAUUUAGGCCGUUGCACGACACUCGAUAAAGCAAUCGCAACGACCAAUCACCGUGAAGAAAAAUACCACAAGAAGCCAAUGAGAAUUCAAAGUAAAAACACGCAAAAGUGCGGGAAAACGGGAGUGCCGAGUCGCGUUUGGGUGUAAGUUCUGCAUCUAAUUGGUGGAGAGGUUGGCGCGAGUUUCAUUGGACCAAUCACAGGGCGUGGUACAGCAAAACCAAUAAAGUCCUGGCUACUUUCGA